Messenger RNA from Pocillopora damicornis (cauliflower coral), 1328 nucleotides. RefSeq lists its product as uncharacterized. NCBI's taxonomy places the organism in Eukaryota, Metazoa, Cnidaria, Anthozoa, Scleractinia, Pocilloporidae. The record is from RefSeq and is a predicted model, not a curated record.
CUAAAAUUUGUAUGGUAGAAGUUCACAAAGGAGAUGAAAUUCUGCGUUUUCAUCGCUUUAAUAGUUUGCCUUUCGAACCGUUAUGGACUCGUUGCUAAAAACAUAAUAGCCUCGUAUGAGCCAAUACUGUAUCAUUACCUUAACGCUUCCUACGUAAUGAGAAUGUUUGUGGAGGACAUCCUCGACUGUAGCCUAGCUUGCCUUGAGAACAACCUCUGCGUUUCAUUCAACUUGGCGGUUAAUGCUGAUAGUGAAGGAGAACGCUGGUGUGAUCUUUUAUCGUCCCAUAUCUACAACAACGCUGAACAGCUCAUUGCAGAUCAGUACUCACAUCACCUCACGUUGAAGAAUCCUUGUACCAGAGAAGCCUGUUCCAGCCAUGGGAUAUGCUCACCGAUUUCUUUGAGAGAAAAAAUCCAUAAGUGCGUCUGUUACCCGGGCUACAGUGGCACUAAUUGUGAAAUUGACCCAGUGGGUUGCACCAAUUACACUGUGCGGAGUGAACCCGAUCGCCAUACAUCGAAUGGAAGAGGAGAGAGCUCGGACGAUUCUCUCGUACCUGGCUGGUAUAGAUUUCAGUCUGGUUCAUACACUAAAAUGCUGGACCACUGCGUCAGCGACCACAGAUGUCACACAGACAUAACAGGCUGGUUAAACGGGACUCAUCCAUCCCUCGAGGAUGGCGUUGUUAAUAGGCAGGCGUGCUUUCACGGUUAUUAUAAUUGUUGUUACGGACGAGUUCAAAUUCAAGUGAGAAGCUGUGAAGGGUUUUAUGUUUACUACCUUAAUCCAUCACCAGCAGGAAAGUUUCGCUAUUGUGCAGUUGCCUAGGGAGGACCUUAAGCCACAGAACAGUAGCAUGUGAGCGGCACUAUUGUCUUCAAGUACAAUACGCUAUUAGGCCUAACUGCUUAGUAGCUAUUAAUAUGUUUGAAGUCAUAGCAAGGACAAAAUUACCCUCGAUAUGGUAGCGGGAAGCCAAGAUGGCUUAAAGGCGUUGUAAAUUUUAGACGUCCCAACCUGACACAAAGAAGAGUGUUCUGUUCUCCCAAUUUUCCUAGAAUCAAUUAUCUGAGGUGUACUUUACCGAUCACGUGAUGUCACAAAGAUCGUAACGGAAAUAUAAGAGGAACUGUGAAUUCUUAACAGGAUAGCAAGCGGCUACCAUGUAUGAAAUAGCAUCGCCUAAGGCCAGUAAAAAAGCUGUCAUUUUUUUUUAACCAUAAAGGCCAACCUUGUUUAGCAUAUGUAGCGUAGUUUUACAAAUGUAAUCAAAAUGCAAUCAUCGCCGAAGCGAUGUAUUAUUGAUAAUAAAAAAUCCUUUUUGA